Messenger RNA from Penicillium riverlandense, 1410 nucleotides. RefSeq names its product splicing factor ESS-2 family protein. The record is from RefSeq and is a predicted model, not a curated record. Bases 1 to 1410 code for a protein of 469 amino acids. The transcript has a single exon. Gene Ontology annotation, cellular component: catalytic step 2 spliceosome. Lineage: Eukaryota; Fungi; Ascomycota; Eurotiomycetes; Eurotiales; Aspergillaceae.
AUGGCGUCUCCUACACCAUCAUCACAGGCGCUGGCCAAGCGGUCCCAGGACAACCAGCUUAUGCCGCCGCCCCCACCCCCGAAACGGAUCAAACGCCCCGCAACCGUCCUCGACGAAGAUAUCUACACCGACGCCCUAUCACACAUCAUCGCCCGGGACUUCUUCCCGGGUCUGCUCGAGACGCAGACUAAGCAGGAGUACCUUGAUGCGCUGGAAUCCAAGGAUAAGCAGUGGAUCACGAGCGCGAAGAAGAAACUCGCUGAUGUCAUGCGAACACCGAUUCCCGGCAGCAGAACACCCGCUCGAACGCCACAACCGCAACACUUUGCUGGGGGGAGUGAAACACCGCGCGGCUGGGGAGGUGAGACUCCCAUGUCCGUUGCAUCAGCCACAACAGCAGAAGAGAGGGAGCAGGAUAAUAUUCCCGAUGUAUCGAAUUUGGGAUUGCUAGCAUUUCAGGCGAAAUACACCAGCGAAGACAACGAGUCCUUCAACAAGGUUUUAGACAAGCAGAAUGCAAAGAAGCGUGAGAAACAUGCCUGGCUGUGGAAUCAAAACAAAAUUCCAUCGGCCCGCCAAAUCGCUCACCACGAAAGUGAACGGAAACGCAUCACUGCUCAGGGCGGGAACCCGGAGAGCAGUCUGAUCAAGCGCGACGACCAGCAACCGGCUAUCAAAACGGACCUGAACUCCCGUCCCGCUAGACCGGAUGGAUGGGAUGCUCGACCGGAUAACUCGCUCAUGUUUCUCCCGUCUUCGGUUGAGGAUACACAUGAGACAAUCCAGCAGAAAGCAGAGGCGGCCUCGCGAGCGGGACCUAAACGAGUUCUAUACCAAAACACACGGCUCGUUGACCAGGAUGCUGCGGCUGCCGCGGACGCAGUCCCGCCCUCGCCGUCUCUUUCUGCCAUCCAGGACGCUAUCGCGGGCAAACCCCGUCUCAGCGAGUCGGAAGCUGCGUCCGCCGUUCCAGGGGGUGAAACUCCACGUGUAAACGGCUACGCCUUUGUCGACGAAGACGAGCCCGAGCCUGAACUAGCUGAGACAGAAGCAGACUGGCGUCUUCUGGGUGCGAGUACAGACACAACCCCGAACCCCUUCCAGCUUCGCGAAACCCGCAAACGCGAAGCCCUGCACCACAGGAUGGUGGACAGAGUUGCGCGCAACAAACGCAUUGAAAAGGUCGCCAGAUCCACCAAGACACCUGUUUCAUCUACACCGCGCUUCGCUAGUAGUCCACGAGUGGACUUUGGUCUUCGCGGCACUCCGGGUGGUAGUGGACACAACCAGAAGAUGCUCACUCCUGCGGCGCAGAAGUUGCUACAUCGUGUUGGUGGGAGUACCCCGCGGACGGCGGGGGGCAAUUCGGGUGAGAAGAAUAUGUGGACGCCUACCCCGAGGAGGAAGUGA